AUGAAGAAGCACGGCAUGGUGCCUGACCACAGCCUGUUCCAGGCGCUGGCUGCGGCCAUCAUCUGCGUCACGCCCAAGGACCACUACAAGAGGCUGGAAGAAGGCAGCAUCAUGCUCAAGAAGUACAAGACAUUCAGCUUAUGCAAGGAAGGCGUACUCGUGGACGGCGAGCCGUCGCCGGUAAAGAGCGACGUGGUGAUCUUCGGCACCGGGUUCAAGGGCGACGAGAAGAUCAAGGACAUGUUCACUUCAGAGUACUUCCGGAACGUCGCGAUUGGGUCAGAAUCCACUACUGUGCCUCUCUACAGACAGUGCAUAAAUCCUAAGAUACCUCAGCUCGCCGUGAUCGGAUAUUCUGACACCCAUUCGAACAUGUACGCCUCGGACAUUCGCGCCAAGUGGUUGGCACGCUUCUUGGAUGGCAGCUUCAGACUACCCAACGUCGCGGCAAUGCAGAAGGAUGUGCUCGAAUGGGAGAAGUACAUGAAGAGAUACUGUGGAAGAUACUUCCGCCGGUCCAGCAUCAUGAUCCUGAACACUUGGUACAACGACCAGCUCUGCCGUGACAUGGGGUGCAAUCCUAGGAGGAAGAAGGGGUUCUUUUCAGAACUGUUUGAGCUCUAUGGCCCUGGUGAUUAUGCUAACCUACUCUCCAACUCCAAGUCCAAGGAACACUAG
Molecule: messenger RNA, 678 nt
Organism: Miscanthus lutarioriparius
Lineage: Eukaryota; Viridiplantae; Streptophyta; Magnoliopsida; Poales; Poaceae
Source: the annotation of a GenBank genome assembly